Molecule: messenger RNA, 282 nt
Organism: Colletotrichum fioriniae
Lineage: Eukaryota; Fungi; Ascomycota; Sordariomycetes; Glomerellales; Glomerellaceae
Source: RefSeq, a predicted model, not a curated record
AUGACGAGUACUAGUCAGAACGAGACUACGGAAGAGACUGGAAGUGCACAGCACACGAAACAAGAACAAGAUCAAAUCGAUUACUGGCUGGCAUCAUGCAGCCUGUUGUCACCGAAUACAACAAUUGAUGUGGCGAAUCUAAAGAGUGGAGAUUUCACCGGACCAUGGCAAGAGCUAGGGAAGGAUACUGCAUACUUCGACCCAGCCGAUGAUAGUGGCGAGGACGGAGUCAGUUCCCAGGAGACUCAACUAGACUUUGAGAUGAAUGGUAUCAUUAGAUAG